This is a messenger RNA of Solea solea (common sole), 5114 nucleotides long. Its product is annotated as ankyrin repeat and BTB/POZ domain-containing protein 3-A. Bases 279 to 3392 code for a protein of 1037 amino acids. Gene Ontology annotation, molecular function: protein heterodimerization activity. The record is from RefSeq and is a predicted model, not a curated record. NCBI's taxonomy places the organism in Eukaryota, Metazoa, Chordata, Actinopteri, Pleuronectiformes, Soleidae. The transcript has 17 exons.
CUCACACACAGAGGCUCUCGCGUGCGCUCUUGCUCCCCUGUCUCUCUCCCCUGGGGUGAAGUUGUGGACAAAACACGCGGCGACCUGGAGAGAAAGCGGAGUGGAAGCUCCAGGCGGACAACGAGGACGAGUCGUGCCGAUUUUUGCGCACCAGGGCUGGGAUUACACGCGCACUCAGGUCCUCGGACAGCGGGGCUGAGGAGGAGGAAGAGACACCGGGACGAGUUUGUGGCGUUGGAUUGAGAGACCAAGCUCACCCAACAGUAUGCGGUGCAGUCAUGGCAGGCAAGGGUAAGACCGUCGUGAGGACGCUGGAGGAUUUAACGCUUGAUUCUGGUUAUGGUGGAGCCGCGGACUCGGUCAGGUCUUCCAGCGUGUCGCUGUGCUGCUCCGACACGCAUCAGUCUCUCCCGCAUGGGGGCAACUGCUGGCAUCUGACCGAAUCCAUGCACAGCCGACAGAACAGUUUGGACACAGUCAACACCGUCCUGGCGGAGGACACGGAGAUACUGGAGUGCUCGGGCCAGUGCGCCAAGCUGCCCGAGCUGGAGGACGUGCCAUGGAGCCUCGGCGAGGUGGAGGGCGCACUGAGGAAGGACGAGGACCUGAUGGUGGGCAACCCGCCGCCGGAGGUGCUGGCGCGGCUCUCCGCGCUCAUCUGCCGCGCGCUGGUGCGCGUGGCGCGGGAGGCGCAGCGGCUCAGCCUGCGCUACGCCAGGUGCACCAAGCACGAGAUCCAGAGCGCCAUCAAGGUGGUGCUGUCGUGGACCAUCUCCGUGAACUGCAUCACGGCGGCUCUGAGCGCGCUGUCCCUGUACAACAUGAGCACCGGGGACAAGUUCAGCCGCGGCAAGUCCGCGCGCUGCGGCUUGGUCUUCUCCGUGGGCAAGUUCUUCAGGUGGAUGGUGGAUAGUCGCGUGGCGCUGCGGAUCCACGAGCACGCCGCCAUCUACCUCACCGCCUGCAUGGAGAGUCUGUUCAGAGAGGUGUUCAGCCGCGUGCUGCGCAGCGCGCUCGUGGAGAGGGACAACGGUGUCCCCAAGUUUACGCUGGAGUCACUGGAGCAAGCCAUCAACGGGGACUCUGAGAUCUGGGGUCUGCUGCAGCCGUACCAGCACCUCAUCUGCGGCAAGAACUCGAGUGGUGUGCUGAGUCUGCCGGAGAGUCUGAACCUGCACCGGGACCAGCAGCGGUCGGGGAGGAGCGGAGAGGGUCAUGGAUACACGCAGGCCGAACUCCGUACUCUGGAGCAGUCGCUCCUCGCGACCCGAGUGGGCAGCAUCGCCGAGCUGAGUGACUUGGUGUCGCGGGCCAUGCACCACCUGCAGCCGCUGCACAUCAAAAACCCCAGCAACGGCACUCCGGUCCACCAGAAAACCAGCAGCACGGUGCACUGGGAGCCUGAGGCGCUGUACACGCUGUGUUACUUCAUGCACUGCCCGCAGAUGGAGUGGGAAAACCCCAACGUGGAACCCUCCAAAGUUACCCUACAAACUGAAAGGCCGUUCCUCGUACUGCCGCCGCUGAUGGAGUGGAUCCGCGUGGCGGUCGCCCACACUGAGCAUCGACGAAGCUUCUCCGUGGACAGCGACGACGUCAGGCAGGCUGCCAGGCUCCUGCUCCCCGGUGUGGACUGCGAACCACGACAAAUAAAAGCAGAGGAUUGUUUCUGUGCCACCAGGAAACUGGACGCGGCCUCCACCGAGGCCAAGUUCCUGCAGGAUCUGGGCUUCAGGAUGCUCAACUGUGGACGCACGGACCUGGUCAAGCAGGCGGUGAACCUGCUGGGGCCUGAUGGCAUUAACAGCAUGAGCGAACAGGGAAUGACCCCCCUCAUGUACGCCUGCGUCCGCGGUGACGAGGCCAUGGUGCAGAUGCUGCUCGACGCCGGCGCCGACAUCAACAGCGAGGUGCCAAGCACAGUAAACAAGCACCCCUCAGUUUAUCCUGAAACGCGCCAGGGGACGCCACUCACUUUCGCCGUGUUACACGGACACGUCCCUGUCGUGCAGCUGCUGCUGGAUAACAGAGCGAAUGUAGAGGGCGCCCUGCAGGAUGGGGCGGAGAACUACACAGAGACGCCGCUUCAGUUGGCCGCCGCUGCAGGAAACUUUGAGUUGGUGAGUUUGCUGUUGGAGAGAGGCGCCGACCCCAUGAUCGGGACCAUGUGUCGAAAUGGCAUCUCGUCCGCCCCGCUGGGCGACAUGAACUCCUACAGCCUGGCAGCAGCACACGGCCACAGAAAUGUCUUUCGGAAGCUGCUCUCCCACUCGGAGAAGGAGAAGGGAGACGUGCUGUCCCUGGAGGAGAUCCUGGCCGAGGGCUCGGACCCGGGCGAGAAGCGUUUGGCUCUGCAGGCCAACAGCACCGGGACCCUGCGAACAGGAAAGGCCAAACUGAGAGCCCUGAGAGAGGCCAUGUACCAUAGUGCAGAGCACGGCCAUGUGGACAUCACCAUAGACAUCCGCAGCUUAGGCGUUCCCUGGACGCUGCACACCUGGCUCGAGUCCCUGCGCACCUGCUUCAUCCAGCACCGCCGGCCACUCAUCCAGGGCCUGCUCAAGGACUUCAGCUGCAUCCAGGAGGACGAGUACACGGAGGAGCUGAUCACGCACGGCCUGCCGCUCAUGUUCCAGAUCCUACGAACCAGCAAGAACGAGGUGAUAAGCCAGCAGCUGUCAGUUAUUUUCACGCAGUGUUACGGGCCCUUUCCCAUCCCCAAACUGACGGAGAUCAAGAGGAAACAGACCUCGCGCUUAGACCCUCACUUCCUGAACAACAAGGAGAUGUCCGACGUCACGUUCCUGGUGGAGGGGAAACCCUUUUAUGCACAUAAAGUUUUGCUGUUCACAGCGUCACCCAGGUUCAAGUCGCUGCUACAAAACCGACCAGCAGCUGAAAACACCUGCAUCGAGAUCAGUCAUGUCAAGUAUAAUAUAUUCCACUUGGUCAUGCAGUAUCUGUACUGUGGAGGCACUGAAUCCCUGCACAUACGCAACACUGAAGUCAUGGAGCUCCUGUCUGCAGCCAAAUUCUUCCAACUAGAGGCCCUUCAGAGACACUGUGAGAUCAUCUGCUCCAAGAACAUCACCACGGAAACCUGCGUGGACCUCUACAAACACGCCAAGUCUCUGCACUGUCCUCCUCCCUUUGUAACGCAGUUCCUCGGUGCCUCGGAGCUGACGGCUUUCAUCGAGGGCUAUUUCCUGAAGAACAUGGUGCUGCUGAUCGAGCUCGACUGCUUCAAGCAGCUCCUGUACGAGCCGGCGCCCGCCGAGAGCCCCAUGUCCAGCCCCGGCAUCUGCUCUGACAUCCUCCACGACCUGGAGAAGACGCUGGCCACGCGCAUCCACUCCAUCCACCUCUCCACCUCCAAGGGCUCCGUGGUGUGACGCCAUCCUCCCGGCCCCCUGCCUCAGCAUCCGUGUGACGCCACUAUUAAAGGUCCAGUGUGUAAGAAUUAGUGACAUCUAAUGGCGAGGCUGGAGACGCUAAUUCCUCUGCCAGCCUCUGCGCACCAGAAAGCAUGCCGUUCCUCUACGUUGUAAGCUUCUUCUUCAGAAAGAAUCAGCUCUGGCUGAUUUGUCAAUUUUUGGCUGCAAUAGAAACAAGGCGGGGUAGGAUGGCGGGCCUUUGGAAAGCAAGACCCUCGUCUAAAAGGCUUCAGGGCCCUUCACAUGCAGCAUCUAAAAAUGUGUGAAAGACACACGGACGGUGCUAGAGCUUUAUUUAUCCUUUAUUUAGCCAGAAAGGUUCAAUUGAGAAGGGCCACACGGUUGGCAUACUCUUGCCUUAGCAGCAAGAAGACCGGGGUUCGUGACCCGGUCGGAACAAGGGCCUUUCUGCAUGGAUUUCGCAUGUUCUCCCUCGUGUGCCUCUCUAUAUGUGGCCCUGUGAUGGACUGUCACUGAGAUGGGACCCCGACUUUCGUAGGCUGAGAUUGGCAAAGCGAACUUGCGCGACCUUCAUGGAGGAUUAAGCGGUAGAAGAUGGAUGGAUGGAUGGAUGGGUGGGUUCAAUUGGGAUACAAGAUCUUCCAGAUCUCUUCCUCCAGGGGGUCCCGGUCAAGAUAGCAGCACAGAAUAUAAAAGCUAAAAGGAAGUUAUUAUAGGAGAAAGUGCAGAAAUAUAAAGGCCAUAACCAACAAGUUCCUCAAUCCGAACCCCUAAAAAAGGCUAUAUGUAAAACAACAACAUGUUUCUUUCAUGGUGGUCCAUGAAAUGCCUUUGAAGGUGUUUAAAGAAGACAGUGUCUGUCGUGAAAUGAUGUUUUGCAGCUCAUUCCAUGUCCAUGGUACAUAGAAUAGAAGGAGGAGGCACCUUUACAGAAUUCUAGUUGUGCUACUAUAGCGUCCGUCUUUACUCACCAACCAAAACCCUGGGAGCUGCUGAGAUUUAAUCAAACCUUUCAGCAGGGAAGAAAAUCAAAACUUUGCCUCACAGCAGCUUUGCUGCUCAAUUAGUUUGUGAAAUUUAAAACAAAAAAACUGUCUGGGUAGAUCCUAUCCUUCACCAUAAAUUGUAUAUUAAAACUGUAUUGACGUUUUCUUUCGAUUUCCCCCUGAAGUCAAGGAGGAAAUAAGAAGAUAUUGAACUCCAUUUGAAUUAGGAAAAUUAGCUUCUGCUUCUGACUUGAUUUAUUAACCUUUCUCCAGAAGAGUUAACGGUCUCAAUCACUAGUUUCAGCUCUUCUUCAGUAGAACGUUAUAUCAGUUUUGUGAAUUAUCCUCCGAUGAUACAGGACGGCAAAAAAAGUGGACACUCGUGUGAUUGACAGCUGUCGGUGAAGUUCCGGUUCUGAAACCUGAAAAAUUGUAGUUCAGAGUCUUAUGGGAGACCAGAGCCAACUGAUUCAGAUUCAGCUUUGUAUUGAUGGUUGAGGUUCAAAGGUUAUUUCAGUCGACAAAAGACCAGUUUGGCCCAAGUUUAAAAAGUAGUGCCCUUGUAUCGCCCUUGAAGCGAUUCCUAUAUUCCAAAAAGUUGCAAUAUUUUCAUGGUGCGACGCAAUUAUACACUUAUUUACUAACUUAUAGACCUUACUUUCGAGUGCUGAUGUAAGUUGGGGUCCGACUUUUUGGUGCGACAGUUCCGGUAUUGUUUUCCCUUCACGUUAUC